AUGGCACCACCUUCUCUUGACCCAGAUUAUCCUCGCUGGAAUAAUCCAGUACUAGACCAGAAAUACGUUCGCUGGAACAAGCUAUUUGAUACGAUGAACUUUGACGACGAUGAAUCUCUUGGCAAGAUCCUUCAAGCUGCUGGUGCAGCAGAAAGAUUUCAUCCUUUCAACCUCAAGCUCAUUGAAGGUACCGACUUGAACGAAUCUGAAAUGGUUGCAGUUCGUGACCUUUCAUACGCAUUCAAUCGCAAUUUUUUCUGCCGUGAUAUAGUUCGCCACCUCAUACUAUUCUCUCGAUAUGAAGAUAAGGCCUUUACUCUUGGGAAAGCGACAAAACUUUGCACAGAUAUGCUCAAAAUCACCAACUUGAACCCUGUACGUCGACCCGAUAUGUAUCUCCAGAUUCGGAGAAAAUUCUGUCAAUUAGCGCCAUAUCUAGAAAAUCUCGAUGAAGAUGAAGCCAAAGCAGAAUUGGAUCGAUGGGCAAGAUGGGGACAUCAUGAAACACAGAUUGUCACGAGACUCGGGAUAAGACAAUCUGCUCGGGAACAGGACGAUGAUUCAGCACCUUCUAAAAGCAUGAAUGCCAAUGUUGACGACAGCCGGGAGGUAACAUCUGUGAAAAAUGCAGCAGAAGCCGAGAUAUUUGAGGCGGCGAAGGCUCUCAUUUCGAUGAGCUCACAGGAAAGUGCAGAUGGUCUGGUCGUGACUCCCGUUCCAACUCCACAGAAGCCCAUUUCCAAUAAGAGAAAGCGCGAAGAGCAAGAGGGUGACCCAGAUAAUGAAUGA
Messenger RNA from Botrytis porri, 789 nucleotides. RefSeq lists its product as uncharacterized. The coding region runs from base 1 to 789 and encodes 262 amino acids. The record is from RefSeq and is a predicted model, not a curated record. Lineage: Eukaryota; Fungi; Ascomycota; Leotiomycetes; Helotiales; Sclerotiniaceae. The transcript has 2 exons.